Vicia villosa (hairy vetch) is the source of this 1378-nucleotide messenger RNA. RefSeq names its product F-box/kelch-repeat protein At3g23880-like. NCBI's taxonomy places the organism in Eukaryota, Viridiplantae, Streptophyta, Magnoliopsida, Fabales, Fabaceae. The record is from RefSeq and is a predicted model, not a curated record. Bases 14 to 1003 code for a protein of 329 amino acids. Gene Ontology annotation, molecular function: protein binding. The transcript has 2 exons.
CAGCAUCUCUCAAAUGUCGCCCGGAGUUCUUCCCGAAGAACUUAUCAUAGAAGUCUUAUCGAUCCUUCCUGUCAAAUCUAUUUUGAGAUUCAAAUGCGUUUGCAAGCCAUGGGAAUCUCUCAUCUCUGAUCCUUUCUUUGUCCAAAAGCAUCUUCAUCUAUCACAAAAAAGUAACACACAUCUCGCACUGAUCUUGUGUAAACCUCACGUAAAAACUAUUUGCUUAUAUAAUGAUAGGGAUUCCUAUUAUUAUGAUAGGGAUUGUUGUGUGGUACCCUUUUCCCUCAACACUUUACUACUUAAUCCAUCUAUAACUAUUACCAUUCUUCCUCAGCAUAGAUUGAGGUAUAAGCGUUGCUUCCGAGUUAUCGGUUCCAUCAAUGGAUUGCUCUGUCUGUUUAAUUCUCGCAUAAGUUUUGAUGGUUCAGAUGAUCGAAACACAUACUUCCGUUUGUGGAACCCAGCCACCAAGAAAAUAUCUCAAAAAUUUGGUUCAAUUACCCAUCCCAAUAGCCAUCCAUAUUUUGGCCCUGAUAAUAAAUCUAACUAUCUCAGGUUUGCAUUCGGUUAUGAUAAUUCAACUGAUACUUAUAAAGUAGUGGCAUUUUGUCCUAAUGAGGUCAGAAUUUUCAGUUACGGUGAUAAUGUUUGGGAAAACAUUCAACGUUUCUCUGUAGUUCCUUACUUUCGUGUGGCUCUUGUUCGCCAUAAAGAGCAGCGACUUAAUGAAGGCGUGUAUUUGAGUGGUACAGUUAACUGGUUGGCCAUUCCCAAUUUUAAAUAUUUUUGGAUGGAAUAUGAAGCAUAUCAAGAUUUUCCGGCAAUUGAUCAAUUUGUGAUUAUCUCGUUGGAUCUAGGUACCGAGACAUACAACCAACUUCUUCUCCCUCGGGAUUUAGUUGAAGUCCCGCCUAUUUUUCCAACUAUUAGUGUGUUGAGGGACUGCCUUUGUUUUUCCUAUCCUAUUAAGACCACACAUUUUGCUAUAUGGAUGAUGAUGUAAUUUGGAGUCCAGGAGUCUUGGACUCAAUUCCUUAAUAUUAGUUAUGCAGAUCUUCAAAUUGAUUAUGAAUCCCCACGAUUUCGUUAUGAUCAUCUACUGUACCCGCUGUGCCUUUCCGAGGAUGAUGACACAGUAAUAUUAGCAAGUAGUCAUGAAGAGCAAGCAUUUCUCUAUAAUUGGAGAGAUAAUAGGGUAGAGAAAACUAGGAUCACCAACCAUAUAUUGUGGAUGUUUUCCCCUAAUUAUAUUGAAAGCUUGGUUUCGACAUGUUGAAAGAAGACAACCCCAAUUUCAAACACAUUAAGCGUUAUUGAUGGUUGCUUGCAAUAUGACAACAUUGGCAAGAAGAAAGGAAAAAAAAUGGUGAUAUCAUGG